CUCUCCUCUCCACUCCGCUCCAGCUCCUGCAGCCCCCUCCCUCGGUCAACGGAGCUCGCAAUGUCGUCCGUCCUCGGCGCAGACCCGGACAACGCCGGGCCAGCCGCUAAACGUCCGAAGCGUACCUAUCGCGCGUGCUACCCUUGCCGCUCCCGCAAGCUCAAGUGCAAUUUUGGCGACCCCGACAAGCCAUGGGACGGCCCGUGUGUCCGCUGCACGCGCGAGCGGCGUGAGUGCGUGCGCGCCAUGUCCACCGUCGUGCGCUACGCCCUCCCCGAUGUGCCCGUGACGCACGUGCCGGCACCUGCCGCGCCCGCUCCUACGGCCUUUUCCCAGCCUUCCUUCCAGCCUAGCACCUACGCGCCGCCACCCCCGCCGCCGAAGGACUUCACGCGCUUCCAGUCGCGCGACCACGCGUACGCCCGCUACGAAGAGGAGGUGGACGAUCGGCAGUCCCCGCCGCUCGAAGACGAGGGCGACGCGGGGCGCGACGGUGGCCGCGCGCUCCUCAUGUCCAACCUUCAGAAUCCAAACGACGCACUCCGCCUACUCGCUUCCGCGUCUUCGUUGCGGUACCAGACCGGUCCCGCCGGCGAGAGAGUGAGCGAGACGGACCCACCACGCGGAGGAAUCAACGCGUGGCACUGGUGGGCGCCGGUCGAGGAGGGUGGUGUGGGUGCAGACGAAGCCGCGGCGCUCCUUGGCUUCUUCGAGAUCCGCAUGGCGCCGCUCUUCCCCCUCAUCCAUCCUCGCGUCCUCGAGCCUGCAUACCUCCCCACCCUGGUGGCGGACGAAGCACUCCUCCUUGGCGCUAUUGUGGGCAUCGCAUCGCGCUACGCCAACGUCCUGGAACCGGCGCGCGCCGCGCAGAUCCACGCUGUCGUCUCGCAGUGGGUGCGCGCUGAGAUUACAUCUCUCAUGGACGGUGACCUCGAGCUGCGCUCGACCAGCACUGUCGAGGCGCUGCUGCUGCUCAGCGAGUGGCCACUUCUUCCGGCUACGAGGAAGCGGCGGUCGCGCGAUGAGCCUGACUCAGAAGAGGCUCGCCUCCUGCGUCCAAGCCUGCGGUAUGACGCUUAUUGCUGGAGCAACAUUGGCCUCGCCAUCCGCAUCGCACAGGAACUUGGUAUGGAGGACAGCGUGUUCCAGGCCGCCGAGGCAGCAAAGGAAGCCUCCCCGGAUGCGUGGAAGUAUGAGCGCCCUCUCAAGACAUGGAUCUAUUGUUAUAAUGCCGAGUCGCACAUCGCCGCCCGUCUUGGUCGCAGCGCUGUCAUGCAGCCGAACAUGACCUCCAAGUGGUGGGAGAGUCUAUCCGUUGUCAACUGCGCUAUUCGCAAGGACAAAACCACAGAUGCAUGGGCCGGUGAUCUAUUCACAUUGACUAGCAACGGGCAGCUUCUUGGGUCGAUUCAGCAGCAUCUCUACUGGAGCAAGGAGAUCACAUAUACACUCCUUCGCUCGGGCGCAUGGGAGUCAUUCAUGCGCUCCAUGCGUCUCGACAUGCGCCACAACCGGCACUGCUGCGAUCAGCGGUUGCGCGAGGGCACGCUUAGCUCAGCCAUCCUCCAGCUCGAGUUCGAUUACCUCGUGUUGUACGCGAACUCGCUUGCCCUGCGCAGCCUUCAGCGGCGGCUGCGACGCGCUCGCGAGCGCGAUGAUCCGUCGUGGGAGACACCGUCACUGCUGAAUGCUGUAGAGGGACCCUGGAUCAUCGAAGCUCUUUCAGCGGCACGUGCGAUUCUCGAGACGACAACCAACAUGCUCGAGGCACGUGGACACCUGCGCUUCUGCCCCUCGCGCAUCUUCCAGUACAUCCUCUUCGCCACGACAUUCUUGUACAAGGCCCUCGCCAUCGGUGCAGUUGAGCACGGCGAGUCCAGCAUCGUCGCGAUGCUGGAGCGCACCGUUGCGGCGCUGGGUGCGGCUGCGAUCGAUAACGAGCACUUCCCAUCUGGCUUUGCCGUGCUUCUGGCGCGGCUGGGGAAACACUGGCACGCAGGGCCUAACCCCAAUCGCACCCUCGUGUUCGGCCCCAAGCCUCCGGAGAGCCAGCCAGGCAUGCCCGUCCCCCUGCCUCCCAUCGAGGCGCCCGUUGAGGCGCCGGUCGUUGCGACACCGCCAGCGCCGCCUCUCGCUGCGGCCGCAGCUGAGGGUGGCUUGGGGUGGCAGCUCGAUCUCACAUCACACAUGCCUGCGGCUGAGCUUGAGCAGGAUGUCAUUUUCCAGUCAAUCUGGGACCAUGCGGGCCAGAGCGCGGGCAUCUCCACCUCGAGCCUAUACGCUACAUUGCUGGGCGAGGCGCUCAAUAUGCCUGAAACGUUGUAACUGCGCACUGUGUAUCGAAUCCUGGGGUGUGAUGCAGAAUCUUGGCCUUUGUG
Molecule: messenger RNA, 2378 nt
Organism: Cutaneotrichosporon oleaginosum
Lineage: Eukaryota; Fungi; Basidiomycota; Tremellomycetes; Trichosporonales; Trichosporonaceae
Biological process (GO): DNA-templated transcription; regulation of DNA-templated transcription
Cellular component (GO): nucleus
Molecular function (GO): zinc ion binding; DNA-binding transcription factor activity, RNA polymerase II-specific; DNA binding
Source: RefSeq, a predicted model, not a curated record